AUGAACAUGGGACUUAACAAGUACCGCGAUACUGUGGCGAGCGUUACAGAAGCAAAUGCGGAGUCAUUGUUAGCUUUCUCCGUCACUGCUACCGCAUGGGUUCUUUUUACAACGGCGGAGGACUUCUACACGCUUCUACAUCCACUCCAUGAUAGCGGACAAGGACUGAAUUCAGAUGCGACCAUCCAAUCCCUUGUAGCCACUACUUCAAAGGUACUGCGUUUACUUCGAGGUGUACUUGUCAUAUUAGUGCCUUGCUGGAACCUGAUCGUGAACGGGGUGCUCAAGGACGUCGCAGAACGCGAUUGGUGGCCGUAUCCUGUACCAGCCACACCCGAGGCAAUUGAGGAUGAUAAGCGGCUCAGGGACAUAGAAAACAUGUGGACGAGGUCGGAUCGACCAUAUGAGUACCGGUUCGACACUCUGAGACAGGUUCUGAAGGACCUGCGGGAUAACUUCGCGCGUGUCUCGCAGCUCACUGUUACUGACAAGGCAAAACAAACGCGCUAUGGGAAGCUUGUCGAUUGGACUUCGGUGUUGACUUGGCCCAUUCAACUACCUCUGGCCUUUGUGGAAUUCGUGGAAGCACGCCAACCCGAGGCCUGGGUACUCCUCGCGCAUUAUGCAAUACUGCCCGACAAAGUCGAAGAUGUUUUCUGGUUAAAGGACCUCGCUCCAAAUAUAGUAUCCGCUGCUGCCCUUGUUUUGGGGGAGCAUAUGCGAAGCUUAAUCGAGUGGCCUGCCGAAGUUGUUGGUGUUGAUUUGGGUCCGCUCUAUUCGACACACGGACAUAAACCGAGGGUCACAAGUACAACGGAAUGA
Molecule: messenger RNA, 822 nt
Organism: Didymosphaeria variabile
Lineage: Eukaryota; Fungi; Ascomycota; Dothideomycetes; Pleosporales; Didymosphaeriaceae
Exons: 1
Coding region: 1-822 (273 amino acids)
Biological process (GO): regulation of transcription by RNA polymerase II
Molecular function (GO): DNA-binding transcription activator activity, RNA polymerase II-specific
Source: RefSeq, a predicted model, not a curated record